Zygosaccharomyces rouxii is the source of this 2247-nucleotide messenger RNA. It is a transcript of the gene PBP1, whose product is annotated as Pbp1p. Gene Ontology annotation, molecular function: RNA binding. The transcript has a single exon. Gene Ontology annotation, cellular component: cytoplasmic stress granule. NCBI's taxonomy places the organism in Eukaryota, Fungi, Ascomycota, Saccharomycetes, Saccharomycetales, Saccharomycetaceae. The coding region runs from base 1 to 2247 and encodes 748 amino acids. Gene Ontology annotation, biological process: cytoplasmic stress granule assembly. The record is from RefSeq and is a predicted model, not a curated record.
AUGAAGGGAAAUUUCAAUAACCGCAGGAGAGAUCACGGUGGUAAUAAUGGUAAUGUAUCUGGUGGCCCAGGUGCUUCUGCUGGCGGUGGUAGAUCGGGAGGAUCUAGUGGCGGUGGUGGGCCUUCGACGUUUUACGAAAAUUCAGAGAUCUCAAAGGGCUUCAACGAUCGUUUAGAUUAUUUGUUCGCUAACAGUAUUGGUUCAGAAGCCAUUGCAACAGUGACUUCUGGUGCCAAAUAUUCUGGUCUUUUAGUUGCCACUAAUUUGGAAACGACCAAUGGUAUUGAUAUUGUUUUAAAAUAUCCAAAAGUUGUAGAUACAGCUUUCACUGAUAACGUAGAGAAAUUGACUGAACAAUUGGGAGAUACAUUGUUGAUUAAUGGUGAGGAUGUGGCAGAAUUAGAAUUGAAGAAUAUCGAUUUUACCCUAGAUGAAAAGUGGGAAAACUCAAAGAGACAGGAGGGUGAAGAAAGACAAAGAAAGGAGAAAGAGAGAGAAUUCCAAGAGGAAAAUGGCAGGAAAGGAUUCAAGACUGAUACUGAUAUUACUCGUAGUGGUAAACCUGAAGUUAGAGAGCGUGAAUUGUUGAAAUGGACUCCUGAUGAGAAUGAUGGAAAUGUGAAUGAAGCUCUAGAAGAUAAUGCAGGUGAAUGGGAUCAAUUUUCUGUCAACGAACAAAAAUUUGGUGUGAAAUCUACAUUUGAUGAACAUUUUUACACUACUAAGAUUAAUAAAGAUGAUCCCAAUUUUGACAAAAGAUUCAAAGAGGCUGAGAGAAUCGCGAAGGAGAUUGAAUCUCAAGGGGUUUCUACUAAUCAUCAUUUGAAUGAAGAAAGAGGGGUCGCGGCAGACGAUUCUGGUAUGGAUGAAGAGGAUUUGUACUCUGGUGUGGAUAGAAGAGGUAAUGAAUUACUUGCAGCCUUGAAAAGCAAUGCUAAACAAGGUUUGAAUCAAGAGUCCAACAAAAACGCUUCUUCCUUAAAGAAUCAAUCACAGCAUGUGGACCCUGCUAUCAUCUCUUCAAGUACAGUUAAGGGAGACCAACAGCAGCAGUCACACCAGCAGCGUAAAAAUACUGAUGGCUCUACUCAAACUAAGCAAGAUCCACAAGCAGUUCACAAGAGUGGUACUAAUGCUACUUUGGGUAAGGAAAAUGUUUCUCCUGCCCCUUCUAACAAAUCUCCCAAGAGAGAGCCAUUAGAUGGUAGUAAUAGAAAACCACAUACUACUACUAAAGAGGCACAAAUUGAAGAUCUCAAAAAGUUUUCUCAGAAGUUUAAAGUUCCCUAUGACGUGCCUGAGGAUAUGAAAGAUAUUUUAAAAAAAUCUGCUUUAAAAGGUGCUCCAUCUUUACCACCAAAGCCUCAGAGUUCUAGUAACAGACCUUCAGUUCCACCAACGCCUUCUUCGGGCAAAACAGACAUUAGGAAAACCAACAGAGUCAAUUCACAGGAACAAACGCCAGUUGAUUCUCCAUCAGGGAGGAUGAGUAGUUCUUCCAAAAAACGUUAUGGUAACUCUUUUUUUGGAUCUAAAGUUCUGUCUCCCGAUAACAACAGAAGGGGUGCAUUUGGUAAGAACUUCAACAUGUUUUUAAGAUCAAAGGAAGCUCAUGAUGAAAAGCAAAGACAAAAGAGUAGUGAAUCUAAAGUUAUGGAGCCUUUCUUCAUAGAGAAGCCUUAUUUCACGGCACCAACUUGGCCGGGAACUGUUGAACAGUCCUAUAAGACAUUCUUCCCCGAUGAAAGAACUGCCGUGCAGAGAGCUCAAAUGAAUUUGCAACAACGUCAAAUGAAUUCAAUGAAUGCUGCUGCUGCUGCCGCCGCCGCUAAUCAACAGAUGGGUGUCGUCAUGGGUAAUAUGAUGAGGUUCCCUAUGGGGCCUGGCGCUUCUCCGACACCAAUGAUGAAUGGCCUCGCAGGUAACAUGGGCAUGUACAUGCCAUUUCAGCCACAACCAAUGUUUUAUCCUUCCAUGCCGAAUAUGAUGUCGGUGAUGGGUGGAGAUGAUGGUGGUGGCAGCCCUUCACCUCAAGCAGUAUCACCACACAUGCCACCUGCAUACAUGAGCGGUGCACCUGGAACCCCCAUGACAUUUGGAUAUCCUGGCGCCAUGCCUUUCCAAGCAGCAAUGGUUGGAGGAGGUGGUCCUAGAGUAGGAGGCACCGGUAAUUAUAGACAAAACUACCACCAUCAUAACAGCCAUGGUGGGCAUGGUCACCACAGAAACAACCAUGAAAAUCAUUAA